This is a messenger RNA of Colius striatus (speckled mousebird), 5036 nucleotides long. RefSeq names its product solute carrier family 35 member A3 (gene SLC35A3). Gene Ontology annotation, cellular component: Golgi membrane. The record is from RefSeq and is a predicted model, not a curated record. The coding region runs from base 207 to 1235 and encodes 342 amino acids. Gene Ontology annotation, molecular function: UDP-galactose transmembrane transporter activity. NCBI's taxonomy places the organism in Eukaryota, Metazoa, Chordata, Aves, Coliiformes, Coliidae. Gene Ontology annotation, biological process: pyrimidine nucleotide-sugar transmembrane transport. The transcript is spliced from 8 exons.
CUUCACACACCUCUUCUCCACAAGUCUGUCGGGCUGAUCACUGAGGGGGCCUUCUUUCAGCUCUCACACUGGACACUUAAAGUCCAUGUUGUGUAAACUUUGGAAAGUCUGAAACUGCUUUAGUGGACUGUGGUGAAGAAAUGCUCUCUGCUACUGGCACCUUUUUGAGACACAUCAUCUGGGGAAAGUUUUUGUCAUGAGUACUAAUGAAGAUGGCAGUAGUUGAAGGUGAUGUGGAAGAAAAAAGUCAAGAAAUGUCUACCAAUUUAAAAUACCUUUCCUUGGGCAUCCUGGUUUUUCAGACCACAAGUUUAGUGUUGACCAUGCGUUAUUCUCGGACGCUGAAGGAGGAAGGACCUCGUUACUUAUCCUCUACUGCAGUAGUUAUUGCUGAGCUGCUGAAGAUUUUGGCCUGUGUUCUGUUGGUCUACAAAGACAGCAAGUGCAAUGUACGGACUCUGAACAGAGUGCUACACGAUGAAAUCCUUAACAAGCCCAUGGAAACUCUUAAACUUGCUAUUCCUUCAGGAAUUUAUACUCUCCAGAAUAACUUGCUGUACGUAGCAUUGUCAAACCUAGAUGCAGCCACCUACCAGGUUACAUAUCAGCUGAAAAUUCUUACCACAGCAUUGUUUUCUGUGUCCAUGUUGAGCAAGAAGCUGGGUGUAUACCAGUGGCUUUCAUUAGUAAUAUUGAUGACAGGAGUGGCAUUUGUGCAGUGGCCUUCAGACUCUCAAGCAGCAGCCUCCAAGGAGCAUUCAGCAGGAUCCCAGUUUGUAGGCCUGAUGGCAGUUCUUACAGCUUGCUUUUCCAGUGGAUUUGCUGGGGUCUAUUUUGAGAAAAUUUUGAAGGAAACUAAGCAGUCUGUGUGGAUCAGAAACAUUCAGCUUGGAUUCUUUGGUAGCAUAUUUGGCCUGAUGGGUGUAUAUAUUUAUGAUGGAGAACAAGUGUCAAAGAACGGAUUUUUUCAAGGAUACAAUAAACUUACCUGGAUAGUUGUUGUUCUACAGGCACUCGGAGGGCUGGUGAUUGCUGCUGUCAUAAAAUACGCGGACAACAUCUUGAAAGGAUUUGCAACUUCUCUCUCUAUAAUACUGUCAACGUUGAUCUCCUAUUUCUGGCUGCAAGACUUUGUCCCUACAAGUGUCUUUUUCUUCGGAGCCAUCCUUGUAAUAGCAGCCACUUUCCUAUAUGGUUAUGAUCCCAAACCUGCAGGAAAUCCCAUUAAGGCAUAGCAGACUUCCUCAUCAACCUGCUUCUCAAGACCACACACUGGGGCCCUUGCUAGCAAUGGCAUGUGGAAACUGUCAUUGUGCACCGCAAGGGAAGGAUCGCUACCCUGACUGCUGAAGAAAAGCUUACGAGUAGUUUUGAACAGCUAGAGGGGUUAAAGGUGGAUGAUGAUUGUGUCUGUAAUUGCUGGGGGAAAAAGAAAAACCAAAACCUACCAAAAAAGGCAGGGGCAUGCCCAGUGCAACUUGCUAAUAAAAACUUGAAAGGAACAACAAGUUUCCAAGACACUGCGAUUAGGAAUGUUUACAGCUUUGACUAGGAUUGCAUCAAAUGAAUUUACUGUACUGACUGCUGCAGAAAUAUGUCCUAUGCACUCUUUGAAAGAGCACAUGGCAACAUUGUCAGAUUGUAUGUUUUUUGCAGUUUGACCAUAUUUAAUCUUAGCAAAAUAAGUUUUUAACUGUUUGUCUAUUUACAUGAGAUCGGCUGAAUGCGCGUCAUAGUUGUCAAGCGAUGGUUCUAAUUAGGUAUUCUUUAUUAAAGCUGUGAAGGUUGGAGUGUGACUGAGACACACUUUCACAAUAGCAAAUAUUUUUAUAUUGUUAGAAGGCUGAUUUAAUAACAGGAAUCUGUUAUUGAAUGAGGAUAAAAUUGUGUCUCUGAAAUGAACCUGUUGCAAGAAUGCUAACAUUCCCACCCAAGCACACCAUGGAGGGAACUCAGAGUGAAGGCUGGAAGUCCGUGUUGGCCCUGCAGCCUUCACCUGUAGUGUCCCAGCUGUGAACACAGGCCAGAGGUUGCUGCACUGAUCUGGCACAAAGGGUAGGGUUAUGAUGGAGUGCUUGCUCAGAUAUAAUGGUCAUUCUUUUUAUUUGUGUUGAUUAUAAAUCACCUUUUUGGUAGAACCUUUAAAGUCUUUUUUAUGCUUUAAAUAUCCGCUGGGGAUUUUUUAUCCACAAUUCAAAAAAAAAAAAGGAAGAAAAGAGGCCUCUAAUAAACAUUUAAAACACAUGAAUGUUGUCUGUAAGAGCUCCAUCUGGUGCUGCUAUGGUAUGUCAUCUAUAUACUGUACUAUACUUUAUGUCAGAGGUGUUUUUUACACACGUGGUGUUUACUCAUGAGCUGUCCAAGGCUUUUUCAGUGCAUUUCUGUGUAAUGGCUUCAGUAGAGAAUAUUGUUUUAGUUAUUCAUUAUUUUGUUCUGAGAGUCCUUGAGCCAGCAGACCAAAAUGAGUUCUCUGGAGCUAUCCAGUCUAGUAGUGGAAUUACUUUAACAGGAAACAGAAUGGAAAAGUAAUGAAUUGUGCAAUAGGUGAAUGUAAAAGCUUGCUGUUCUUCUGUUUUAAACAAAACCAACCUGCACAAAGAAUCCUCGAUGCAAUUAGAACUCAGAUCUAUUAGACUGUUAUGAACACUUCACUUGUUGAAGCGUUUGCAUCUAGCCAGAACCACCAGAACAAAGCCAGAGCUAAUAAACAGAAGAAGCUGUCUUAAAAAUCCCUUGUUUCCAGGAGUUCACAGUGGCUGUUAAUGUGGAGUGACCUCUUACCCCUGUAAAGGUGUGUACGUUUCUACAGAAACGUGGCAGUAGUCCCUCACCUGUUGAAUGGUGAAUAGGUGUUUCUUCUCCCCCCAUGCUGUCUCUCACUUCUGUCUUGUGCUGGUAAAGGAGCUCUGAAGAGAGAGGUGUGUUAAAAUGUUGACCAAGAUACCUCAUCCUCUUUUGCCAGGUGUGAGUGGUGGAUUGCUAGGGAGCUCCUGUAAGGGUAUCGUAAGUGGGAAAGGAAAAAUUCCCCUUACAUCAGCCAAGUCACAAUAGCGUUUUCCUGCUGUUGGCAAUGACAUGGGUCAUCAGCUGUUUGUUUAUCGUAUCAGAGUGAGGCUUUAGAGGAGCUGCUGUUGUGCCGGGGGCUUGCUGAGCUCUGUGAGCCUGUCCCAGCGUGCUGUGGCUGCACAAGCUCUGCUGCCCAGGAGCCCAGACUGUCUCAUGUUGCACAGGUUUGGCAUUUGGUGGUAGUAUUAAGCCUUUUGCCUAUAAUAAUGCAGCAAAAUCUUUGGAAACUUAGAUUUGUUAAUUUCAGCAGUGAAACAGAAGGUGAGGCAAGAUGUCUGUGUGGAGCAGUGGCUCACAGCCUUGCCUGGUGCAGGAGGGAUGUGCCUGGCUCUGGAGUGAUCUGGGAAGCGUUGGUCCUGAGAUCUGAAUUGGAGUUUGGCCUGCACAACAGUGCAUUUGAUUUCAUGAAUCACAGUAGUGGAAAUGUUCAGGUGAUGUAACUGGUUACUUGCUUGGGGAAUUUGUCAAAGAAAGCAGAAGCAGCGGGUUGAGAACACGUUAAAGCCGGUUGCACGGGAGGGGACCAGCCAGGCCCAGUACUCACCACGUUGCUGGGGUUCUGUUACUCAUUAACCUGGUUCUGGUGUCUCAGGUGCACUUGUCAGUGUUUGUCAGUAAGGAUCAUUUUGAAGGAAAGAACAGGAAUACAUCCCCUUUGCUUUUGAUUGGGAUGUUGUACAGCUUUGGAAAACAAUACAUCUGCUGGGCUCCUGUCCGUAGCUCAGGGACUCUUCCACACUUUCAGCUGAGAGUUCCAAUACAUUUUCCAGUAGAGGGAUAGAUCUCCUCGUACACUUGUUGCUGUAAAGGAAAUAGGAAGUUGCAUUUUAACUUUACAGGUGAGGAGAGACUCUCAUCCAAGAUCCUCCAGGUUGAAAAGCAGCAUUCUAGCCAGAGGGAAGACAGCAUGUGUUUCUUCAGAGCAGGAAGUGUUUGAGGAGGGUUUAGUGUAACCUUUGCAGCCUGAGAGCAUAUGCACGUUUUCUCAUGGAGACACUUUUGUAUCUGGAUUUUUAAAAACAAACAAAAAAAGGCAGUUUUACGUCUGUAACUCAUUAACUAACCAAAGAAGCACAGCUAUCACAGAGCCCUGGGAGACAGGAGGUGGUGUGCUUGCAGCCUGCCCUAAAAGCAACCUGUAGCAGGCUCACUUUCCAAAAAUCAACUUGUCUUUCUGAACUGCUUUUCUGACUUUCAGACAAGGGAUUUGUUAGUUGAGUUGUGCAUUUAGGAGGCUAACCUAGCCUGAGCAGAGAUUUAUUUAAGUAUUUAUAAAGCCAUAGCUAGGUAUUUAUUUGCAGGAACUCGGAUGAUCUGAUUUAUGUUCUUGCUUUUGUAAAGACUUGCACUCUGGGAGCAUGAGUGUUCACUCAGUACUUGGUGGUUUUAUUUGAGAAUCUCUAGGAGACACGACAAAGGGUCAACUCGGAACUCUCUUCAAAGCAAAAUAAACCAGCACUUCAGUGGUGAGAAGUCUUGAGUCCAAUAAACUAAGAUAAGCUUCUCUGUAAGUGUUGUACUUCUGUGCCACCUGCAAGUGCCCAAUAAUCAUUUUUCCUGAAGAAUUUACAUCAUUUGACAGGUCUGUUCAGCUGCUUUGUUUUCAGCAAACUGUCAGAAACCUUCCCUUUUUGUUUGCUUUGAUAACGAGCAGAUUAACGUCCUAGAUGUGGCUCCUACCAGAUAACACCUUGGGGUUUUGUACUGUAGCUUUUUAGAAACUGGGGUUUUUUCCCCUCAAAGAAAAUGCUCCCAUUUUGUUAGCACCUGCUUGUGUUUCGCUGCUCACACGGAGUUUCAGAAGUAUGGAGUUGUUUUGCGUCCCUAACUUAUUUUUGUGGCUGUAACUCAGAAGACUGUACUGGAUUCUGUAGAGUCCUUUUUAAACUGAUCAAUGAAACGUUGUGUUCCUGCUGGUUUUCCUUGUCAGUAACUCGCCUGUGUUAGUGUGUUUCCUCCUCGGCAGUGUG